AUGGUAGAGUUUGCCAUCAACAACUCGGUGCAUGCGUCCACGACACACACACCGUUUUACGUGAAUGGCUUGCGCCAUCCGCGUGUACCCACCUUACUAGAGUGUAACUCUGGUUUAAGGGGGAGGAACUCGCGCGAGCAAAACCGAUUUGGUUCACGCUCAUCACGCUCUGACGAAGAAGUCAUUGCGUUUGAUGCCGAUAUCGAUAACAUCGAUAUCGAAGAAGAUGAUGCCAGUGAGAGUGCGGAAGCCCUCACUGAAGACAAUGAUCCCAGUGAGAGUGCGGAAGCCCUCACUGAAGAAAAGGUUGUUGUUGCUGCAGUGCGCUCACAGCACACUGAAGCUAACGAGUCAUCAGAUGAGUUCAUACUGGCUCGUGAAACGGUAGUCCGUUUUGUGCAAGACUCCAUCGCCGAAGCGGUGACUUAG
This is a messenger RNA of Peronospora matthiolae, 429 nucleotides long. Lineage: Eukaryota; Oomycota; Peronosporomycetes; Peronosporales; Peronosporaceae. The record is from the annotation of a GenBank genome assembly.